Messenger RNA from Solenopsis invicta (red fire ant), 1347 nucleotides. RefSeq lists its product as uncharacterized. The transcript is spliced from 2 exons. The record is from RefSeq and is a predicted model, not a curated record. Lineage: Eukaryota; Metazoa; Arthropoda; Insecta; Hymenoptera; Formicidae. Bases 463 to 1314 code for a protein of 283 amino acids.
CGAUCAUAGCGUAGCGUUUAGAGCGUAGCAUUCAGAGCGUUCAGAAGUACUAAAUUGACCGCAGCCUAUGGCUGUAUUCCGAUAUUAACUGCCAGUACUGAAAAUGUAUAAUAUAUGUGACGUGAACUAUAAAUUUUCAGUACUGCCAGUAAAAACGGAACACAGCCUCUGUGCCAUCUGGGUGAAUAGACAGAUUUUUGAAACUAAAAGUUCAGGAUUUCUACCCGAUCGGUCAUGUCAUGUUAUGUCGUUAAGUGCAGUCAAGUGGUAAAGUCCGUUUGGAGUGGUAAAAUCAGUCAUAUUUUUUCUUUAAAAUAUUUGCUCCAAGACAAUCAGCCUGCUGGGACGAGUAAUAUCGUCCUGUGAUUUGUAUUCCUCCCAUCGAAUUUGUAGGUGUGAUCGUUCCGGUGAUACAACAAUCGGGGAUUAAUAUUUAAAACAUUUAAAUAUUUUUAGAAUAAAAUGGCCAAUAAAGUGAGAUGGAAAUGUAUAAUUCCACAUUGCUCAUCUCCUGCUAGAGCUCCUGGACAUUAUUUUCCUAAAAAGAAUCUCCUCUUAAAAAAAUGGCUAGAUGCAAUAUCAAUACCAUGGAUAUCAAAUCUGCCAGCAGAAGAAAUUAAAAAAUGUAGAAUUUGCCACUUACAUUUUAAUGAAAACUCGUACAUUUUUAGUUUGCAUCGUAGACGAUUAAAGCAUAAUGCCAUUCCAAAUCAAAAUUUAAUAAUUAGAACAGAUAAAAGUGAUCAAGUUUCUCAACUUAAUCAAAUCCAAGAAAAUUCUGAAAUAAUUGAAACAGUUGAAGCUGAUAUUUCUCCUAGUAUGAAUGUACCUAGUACAAGUCAAGUCCAAGAAGAAAAUAUCACUUUGGAAAACCAUGUAAAUAUUGAUGAGGAACAACAAACAACACAACCGUUUGAUCUAAGCGUAACAAUGUCUAAAAGUUCUACAAGCCGUAUUCAUAGACCUAUACUUGGCAAUAUAACUAGAAAGAAGUCCUUGAAUCCAACAGCGAAAGAAAUGUACGAUAAAUGUAGAAUGCUUACGAAACAAAAUAAUGCCUUGCGUAAGAAUCUGAUAAGUUACAAACAACGGCUGAAGUAUGCUACUAAAUUUACUACUCUUAAUUUUUGGAAAAAAUAUUCUGCACUAAGUAAUAUACAAAAAACAUUUAUAGAUAUGCAAAUUAAAAACAUAAGAAAAAAGCCCAAGGUAAAUUUUUCAAAAUUUUGUACAAAAAUUAAAUUAGCAUUAAAGAGUAUAUGCAAUGAUGAACAUGCUUCAUUAUUUUUAGAAAACAUAGGAAUUGAUUCAUAAUCAUGGAAAACAGAAAAUUUAUAAUAAUCAAAA